Molecule: messenger RNA, 678 nt
Organism: Echinococcus granulosus
Lineage: Eukaryota; Metazoa; Platyhelminthes; Cestoda; Cyclophyllidea; Taeniidae
Exons: 6
Coding region: 1-678 (225 amino acids)
Source: RefSeq, a predicted model, not a curated record
AUGUCAAGGGGGUAUGAAAAAUAUGAAGCUACUUACUCGAAGUUAGCUCAUUUGGUAUUUGACGGAACAGUGGUCCAGUCCAAGGAGAGACGUUGGACACCGAUUGGAAAAACGUGUGUCUUGGGUACGUCUAAAAUUUGUUUACCAAGAAUCGUCCGUAAAUUAAUUGCCAAACGCUAUAGAUCAAACGAUCUGGGACUCAUGUCCUUCAAGAGUCUUCUUAAAGAGUCCAAAUUUCGUUAUUUCCCAAAAAGUGAAAAUUCAAGUGCAUUAUUGCUAUAUUCUGUCGAGAUAGAGAAGGUAGCUCAUUCGAGUAAAUUACGAACUAAGACGAGUUCACCGAAUAAUGAUUUGCUCAAGUCAAAACAUCAUGUUUUUCCUUGGAAAACAUCUUGUUUUAGUUUAUUUUUUUUAUGGAACCACACGAUUCUAUUUUUGGCAAAGGCUCAUUUGCUUAUUGGACGAAAAAUAGAAAUACCCUCUGACAAAAGAGAAGUUUAUCCAAUUCCAUUAUACGGAGUUUACCCAUACACAUUCAAUUUUGUUUUUAAUUUAAUUGAUUUGGAACAAAGCCGAGCCAUGCAAUGGCAGACAUCGAUUUAUUUGUACACGUUACAACUUUGGGGACAUGCAGAAGUAUUAUUUAUUCCACCAAAUUACAUAGAUUAUUGUUUCUAA